Suillus clintonianus is the source of this 1396-nucleotide messenger RNA. RefSeq lists its product as uncharacterized. Bases 224 to 1396 code for a protein of 390 amino acids. The transcript has 4 exons. Lineage: Eukaryota; Fungi; Basidiomycota; Agaricomycetes; Boletales; Suillaceae. The record is from RefSeq and is a predicted model, not a curated record.
AUCUCGCCAAUAGCCUGCGAGCCAGAUUUCAGCAGCAGGGAAUUCCAUCUGACCUUGAUGAGGCCAUUGAGCUUUUUCGGGCUGCGCUACCCUAUCGACCAUUCUCUUUGAUCCAUGUCUCUCGACAGUCUUGCCAGCAGCCUUCGAGACAGAUUCUGCUCUUUUAUCAUCUUCAAGUUCGCACGAUUUCAAUGUCGUCAGGGAGGCGACUUCUUCCCUUGCUAUGGAUGCUUUCUCAUGCAGUGUUCGUCUUGGCGCUUUUACCACUGCUGUGGAACUGGUGGAGCAAGGUCGUGCGGUAUUCUGGAGGCAAUUGGCACGCUUCCGCACACCACUCGAUGAACUGUCCCUGUCAGGUGACGCUGGCGCAGCCUUGGCGGACGAUUUUAAGCAGCUGAGCUUUCGCAUUCGUGAGGUGUUCGAUCAAUCGAAUGAAGACCACUCCCCGCAAAUCCGACAAUUAAUCAUGCAAUGGGAAGAUGUUGUCUCAUGCAUCCGCAUGAUGCCUGGCUUUGUCGAUGCAUUGAGCCAGACUCAAUGGCUUCACCUGGCCUGCCAUGUAAUAUCAAAUCGACGACUACCAUUUGAGUCCUGCUUUACAAUGCGUCAUGGGUCUUCAACGAUCAAGGACAUCAUCCGGUCUCACUGGCAGCAUCCGGAGUUUGCAUUCUUAUCGUCCAGCCGAACUGCUGUGGGCGAGUGGAUGAGUCCGGACGAGUCCAUCAAUCUCGCUGCAGCCAUGCAAUUCUCCGGAUUUCGCAGUGUGAUUGGUUCCUUGGGGAAUAUCGAAGUCGAGGCUGGGCAUCAGGUUGAGUCCGCUUUUUACGGAAAACCGGCUGAUGGUUCAGGGAGAUUGGACUGCACACAGGCUGCAGUAGCAUUGCACAAGGCUAUGAAGUCGUUGCGCAAGAAGAUUCCACUAGAACAGCUGAUCACAUUUGUUCACAUAGGUUUACUCCUGUAUCGUAUCGGUUCUAAGUCAAUCUACAUAUCAAAGACAUUAACAGUGGCUGAACGUAGUCACCAAGCCAGUACUUGCGAGGUUGUCGAAUUGAAGACCCCGCCGACACUGUGGUGGAUAAAGAAGGUAGGCAUCUCGUUACCCGUAAGCUGCAAGAAAAAAUCGUAUUUCUCUGCGGCACGGUCCUUUGAGAGCAGAGAGUUGAUGAAAUUUGCCAAGCUGGAGAGGACGGUGUUUGUGAUGCUGCUGCUGAGACACAUAACACCGAUCUCGAUGAUGCCCAUGCUAGCGGUACAAAUGACAAAAGCUACAGAACUCGAGCAACAAAAUCAUGGAACUGCAGACCAUCUUGCCAUCUUCGGGGUUAACAGUCCGCAUCUCGCAUUGGCACACAGGGCGGCCGCAGUUGAAGUGUUGAGGUCCACUAAUUCAUAG